Molecule: messenger RNA, 1882 nt
Organism: Populus nigra (black poplar)
Lineage: Eukaryota; Viridiplantae; Streptophyta; Magnoliopsida; Malpighiales; Salicaceae
Product: flavonoid 3',5'-hydroxylase 1-like
Exons: 2
Coding region: 83-1612 (509 amino acids)
Molecular function (GO): iron ion binding; oxidoreductase activity, acting on paired donors, with incorporation or reduction of molecular oxygen; heme binding
Source: RefSeq, a predicted model, not a curated record
AAACCAUGCAUAUCAUCAUACCUAUUAAUCACUAGUGGUAAUCAGUUAUUAAGCUGGUGUUGCUUUUGCACCAUCUCACGCCAUGGCCUUAAACAUGGUCCUUCUCUGGGAUCUCACCAUGGCGGCUCUCUUCUUCUUUAUUAACUACCUUCUUACUCGCUGUUUGAUAAGAAAACUGUCCACCCGUCAACUUCCUCCAGGCCCCCGAGGGUGGCCGAUCAUUGGUGCUAUUCCCGCCCUAGGAGCCAUGCCCCAUGCCGCCUUAGCCAAAAUGGCCAAAAAAUACGGCCCCGUCAUGUACUUAAAAAUGGGCACUUGUAACAUGGUUGUGGCCUCCACCCCAGACGCAGCUCGAGCCUUCCUCAAAACCCUUGAUCUAAAUUUCUCAAACCGUCCCCCAAAUGCAGGUGCAACUCAUUUAGCCUAUAAUGCACAAGACAUGGUCUUUGCAGAUUAUGGACCAAGGUGGAAAUUGUUACGCAAAUUAAGUAACCUACACAUGCUAGGUGGUAAGGCUCUAGAGGACUGGGCUCAUGUCCGAGUAUCCGAGCUAGGGCACAUGCUUCGAGCCAUGUGCGAGGCUAGCCGAAAAGACGAACCUGUGGUGGUGCCAGAAAUGUUGACCUAUGCCAUGGCAAAUAUGAUAGGCCAAAUUAUACUUAGUCGUCGUGUGUUUGUUACUAAAGGUUCAGAGUCUAAUGAGUUCAAGGACAUGGUAGUGGAGCUCAUGACAAGCGCAGGAUUAUUCAAUGUUGGCGAUUUUAUACCGUCGGUUGCUUGGAUGGAUUUGCAAGGAAUUGAACGUGGGAUGAAGAGAUUACAUCGAAGGUUUGAUGUGUUACUGACAAAAAUGCUGGAGGAGCAUAUUGCAACGGCUCAUGAACGCAAGGGAAAGCCGGAUUUUCUAGACGUUCUCAUGGCUAACCAAGAAAAUUUGGAUGGUGAGAAGCUUAGCUUUACCAACAUCAAGGCUCUUCUUUUGAACUUAUUCACAGCCGGCACUGACACUUCCUCGAGCAUAAUCGAAUGGUCACUUGCUGAGAUGUUGAAAAACCCUCGCAUCCUUAAACAAGCUCAGGAUGAGAUGGAUCAAGUCAUUGGUCGGAAUCGGCGACUAGAGGAAUCUGACAUACCAAAACUUCCCUACCUGCAAGCCAUAUGCAAAGAAACAUUCCGAAAACACCCAUCUACACCUCUAAACCUACCCAGGAUAGCAGACCAAGCAUGUGAAGUGAAUGGAUACUAUAUCCCCAAAGGCAGUAGACUGAGUGUCAACAUCUGGGCAAUAGGGAGGGAUCCUAAUGUAUGGGACAAUCCACUAGACUUUACUCCUGAGAGAUUUUUUAGUGAGAAAUAUGCGAAAAUCAACCCUCGAGGAAAUGAUUUUGAGCUAAUUCCAUUUGGAGCUGGAAGAAGAAUUUGUGCUGGGACUAGAAUGGGGAUUGUGCUUGUACAGUACAUUUUAGGCACAUUGGUACACUCUUUUGAUUGGAAAUUGCCAAAGGAUGUUGAGCUCAACAUGGACGAGGUCUUUGGUCUUGCAUUGCAGAAGGCAGUUCCCCUUUCCGCCAUGGUUAGUCCACGCCUGGAACCUAACGCAUAUCUUGCUUAAGGAUCUAUGCAUCUAUCAAGGUUUCUGUGUUUAUCAAAUAAUGAUCAGUACGUAUUCAUGUUGUACUUUGGUUGUCUGCUGGUACUAAUCUUUAUGUACGUACGUUGUUAGUUGGCUUAAUGGAAGCCUUGGAUCAUUCCUUUAUAUUGAGUGAUCAUUCCUUUAUACUGAUCAAAUAAUGAUCAGUAUUCAAGUAGCGCCCGUGUACGUUUCAUUACCACGUUGCGGGAUUAAAUAAAAUUAUCCUCGAACUCUCUCUCGUUUCUUGCC